Stomoxys calcitrans (stable fly) is the source of this 2146-nucleotide messenger RNA. RefSeq names its product poly(U)-binding-splicing factor half pint (gene hfp). The record is from RefSeq and is a predicted model, not a curated record. NCBI's taxonomy places the organism in Eukaryota, Metazoa, Arthropoda, Insecta, Diptera, Muscidae. Gene Ontology annotation, biological process: alternative mRNA splicing, via spliceosome; regulation of alternative mRNA splicing, via spliceosome; mRNA splice site recognition. The transcript has 7 exons. Gene Ontology annotation, molecular function: RNA binding. Bases 298 to 2100 code for a protein of 600 amino acids. Gene Ontology annotation, cellular component: precatalytic spliceosome; catalytic step 2 spliceosome.
GGCAACUAGUGAAAGAACACGUUCCCCUCGGUCCGAUGAUAGUGCUAAUGAUUCCAUGUCACCCUCAAAGAAAUUUCGACUAGAAUCUGAAUACUGUCGUAUCAGCUCCUCCAAUGGUGACAAUAAAUCUAAGAAGGUUCGUCGAUCCGGAAUUAAGGCCGUCAUCACACUUGCCGAAGGAUAUUUAUGGGAUUUUAAUUUUUGUUACUAUUUUUUAUUGUAUAUGUAUGUAUAUGUCCAUUUAAACCCCAAUAUAUUAACGCACCACAAUUGAGAUUAUCUGGUUGCAGUUUUCCCAUGGGUAAAUCAUCCGAUAUAAAAAUUCCUUACAUUUUGCAACCCAUAUAUGACCUAAAGCAGACAGGAGACGUCAAAUUUGGACCAGGAACCCGAUCGCCAUUACUUGGGUUACUCGGUGGUGCCCUUCCAAAACUAUCUUCAGAGCAACAUGAAGCUGUCAGCAAAGCAAAAAAGUAUGCAAUGGAGCAGAGUAUUAAAAUGGUACUGAUGAAACAAACUCUCGCUCAUCAACAACAGCAAUUGGCAUCACAACGAACACAAGUUCAAAGACAACAAGCAUUAGCCUUGAUGUGCAGGGUAUACGUUGGCAGCAUUUCCUUUGAGUUGAAAGAAGAUACAAUUAGAGCAGCAUUUCUUCCAUUCGGGCCCAUAAAGUCUAUAAAUAUGUCAUGGGACCCAAUAACACAAAAGCAUAAAGGAUUUGCCUUUGUUGAAUAUGAGAUACCAGAAGGUGCGCAGCUUGCUUUAGAACAAAUGAAUGGAGCUUUAAUGGGAGGUAGAAAUAUAAAGGUUGGACGUCCAAGCAAUAUGCCUCAAGCUCAACAAGUCAUAGAUGAAAUACAAGAAGAAGCAAAAAGUUUCAACCGAAUCUAUGUGGCAUCAAUUCAUCCAGAUCUGUCGGAAGAAGAUAUUAAAAGUGUUUUCGAGGCUUUUGGUCCAAUAAUGUACUGCAAACUUGCCCAAGGCACCUCUCUUCAUACCCAUAAAGGAUAUGGAUUCAUUGAAUAUUCUAACAAACAGGCUAUGGAUGAAGCCAUUGCUAGUAUGAAUCUCUUUGACUUAGGAGGACAAUUAUUAAGAGUUGGGCGUUCUAUUACACCUCCGAAUGCAUUAGUCAGCCCAUCGACAAAUUCUACCAUGCCUACUGCCGCGGCCGUUGCCGCUGCUGCUGCAACUGCAAAAAUUCAAGCAUUAGACGCUGUUGCUAGUAAUGCAGUCUUAGGGUUGUCCGCCACGACUCCAGCACUGGGGAUUUCACCGCUUGCGACUACUAAGGUUGGAUCGCUUCCUUUAUCAGCUGCUGCUAACACAUUUCAUCCUUCUCUAACAUUACCAGCUAAUACUGGCCAAACAUUUAUUACGGCCAGUAUGUUUCAAAAUCCAAGUAUAAACCCCAACUUACUCACAGCUACUGCUUCAACUUUACAAGCUGUAACAACACAAGCUAUAAAUUCAGCAAGCAAAUCAGUAAUUGGUACUUCUCCCAGUAUAACCGUACCACUUGGUCUUAAAAUGGGUUCUUCUGCUUCUGACGGGGUUGUUUCAACUGCUUCUCCUGCUGUGGUUAAUGCUCUUUUGGCGAAAAAUAUUUUACCCGUUGUGAGCCAGCCGGAAACAAUCAAAAAAGCACAUGAAAAACAACAAGAAGAGCUUCAAAAAAAAUUGAUUGAUGAGGGAGAAACACAAACAUUACAGCAGCAAGAGAACAUGUCUAUAAAAGGACAGAGCGCAAGACAGUUUGUAAUGCAACGAUUAAUGAGGCCACAAGAGUCUCGUGUAAUUAUUUUGCGCAAUAUGGUUGGACCUGAGGAUGUUGACGAAACUCUUCAAGAAGAAAUUCAGGAAGAAUGUAGCAAGUUUGGAACAGUUAUUCGUGUAAUUAUAUUUAACGAAAAACAAACGGAGAACGAAGAUGACGAUGAAGCAGAAAUAAUUGUAAAAAUUUUUGUAGAGUUUUCACUUGCUGCGGAAGCCGACCGUGGCAAAGAUGCUCUUCAUGGAAGAUUUUUUGGAGGUCGACGUGUAAUAGCGGAGUUAUACGACCAGUCACUUUUUGAUCAUGGAGAUCUCUCCGGUUAAAAGUCAUGACUUAUUUUAAUAAAGCUUGAUAUUUGGAUAUUAGAAA